Molecule: messenger RNA, 894 nt
Organism: Ustilago hordei
Lineage: Eukaryota; Fungi; Basidiomycota; Ustilaginomycetes; Ustilaginales; Ustilaginaceae
Exons: 1
Coding region: 1-894 (297 amino acids)
Biological process (GO): cytoplasmic translation
Molecular function (GO): protein binding
Source: RefSeq, a predicted model, not a curated record
AUGCCAUCACGAGAAGAAUACGAAGCAACAUUGGCGGAAGAGCUCGAAGUGCUCGAAAGCAUCUACAUCGAUGAACUCGAAAGGAUCUCCCCAGAAGAGCUUCACAUUCGCAUUGAGCCAGAAGAACAAGUCUUACCGCUUCUGUUCUCUAUCGGUCUCGAACUAGGUCAAGCGCCGGCCGAAAGCGUAGAAGACGGCUCUCCAUCACCCAUCGUCCUUUCCCUCCGCAUCCACUACACACCUGAAUACCCAGAUGCACCGCCAAACAUGUCCAUUCACGUCUUGCGAGACACAAAAGCCGUACUCGGCCCUGCCGCCUCUGAUGAAGAGGACAACGAGGAAAGAGAAGCUCUAGAUCGUCCAGCAGUAGCAGAACUCCAAUCGGGCUUGGACGAAGUAGCACAAGAAUCCCUUGGUAUGGCUAUGGUUUUCACUCUUGCCUCGCACCUUCGCGAGAGCGUCACAACACUGGUUCAACGCCGAGUAGCAGAGAUCGAGGCGAAAGCAAGCGCAAAGAGGGAAGCAGAGAUUGAAGCCGAGGCGGACAAGUUCCGUGGUACAGCUGUCACACCAGAGCGAUUCGCAGAUUGGAGCCUGAAGUUCUUGGCAGAGAUGGCAGAGAAGGAAAAGAAGGAAGAGGAGGCAAAGAUGAGCAAGAUGUCCGCGAAGGAGAGGGAAGAAUACAAGAAGAGUAAAGUCAAGCCAAGUGGUAAGCAGCUGUUCGAGAAGGGUGGUACGUUUGAGGAGGACGAAGCCGAGGAGGAGGGUGCACAGGAAGUAGACUGGAGCUUGUAUACAAGAGAACAAAGGGAGAAGGAGAAGAGAGAGCGAGAGGAGCAGGAGGAGUUGCAGAGUAGGACUGAUGGACUUGCCUUUGAUGACGACCAUGAUUAG